Linum tenue is the source of this 2669-nucleotide messenger RNA. The record is from the annotation of a GenBank genome assembly. NCBI's taxonomy places the organism in Eukaryota, Viridiplantae, Streptophyta, Magnoliopsida, Malpighiales, Linaceae.
UUUCCGUCUCCCCUUACUUUUACUUCUCUUCAGGCGAAAGCGGGAAUACAGAAUCCUUCUCGGUUACAGUUUCUUUCUACUCGGAUCGACAGCCGGCGUCUUUUAGUGGAGUGGCAAAAUGGGCGGGGUGAAGAAGGAUGGAAACGCGAAGGCGGAGGUGAAGACGAAGAAGUCAGGAUUCUCCGGGAAGCUGGUGAAAUCGCAGAAGAGCAGCGGCGGAGGCGGGGGCGGGAAGGAGGUGAAGGAUUCGUACGCGAUUGUGGAAGGAGGUACGAGGAAGACGCAACCGGAGAGGCACUAUUCCGGCGAGUUCUUGCUGUCUGUUUCGAGAGAGUUGAAGCCUUCAAAGCCGCCGGUUGGAGGAGACACGCCGACCAAGGUUACUCACAAAACGUCCUUCCUGGGGAGAGCAGGCACAAUGGGUCUAGAGAAAACGUUAGAAGUUCUUGACACUCUUGGAAGUAGUAUUUCAAAUUUGAAUGGUCGGAGUGGGUUUGUCACCGGCAUAGCAUCUAGAGGGAACAUAAUAUCUAUACUGACAUUUGAAGUAGCUAAUACAAUAUCUAAAGGGGUGAACUUGUUUCAAUCUCUCUCAGAGGAGAAUGUCGAAUUCCUGAAAAAGGAGAUUCUGCAUUCACAAGGUGUUAAGAGGUUGAUUUCGACGGAUAUGAAAGAGUUGCCAGUUAUUGCUGUUGCUGAUAAAAGGGAAGAAUUUGAUGUCUUCUCCCGUGAAGUAAUUCGGUUUGGAGACCUCUGUUAGGAUCCCCAAUGGCACAACCUAGGCCGAUAUUCAAAAUUAGAUUCAGAGGCUUCAAUUGAUAAACAAUCGAGACAAGAAGCUGAGAGGUCUGUGCAAGAGUUGACUAAUCUGGUGCAACAUACUUCUGAACUUUAUCAUGAAUUGCAUUCACUGGACAGAUUUGAGCAAGAUUAUCAAAGUAAGAUUGAGGAGUUGCAGUCCUUACACCUCCCUCAGAAAGGUUGUUCUUGAUUUGCGUGGCAACCAAUAGAUACAUCAUACAUCUGCCUACUGGCUUUGAUGGGGUGAAUAUUUUACUGAUGAGCCUGCUGUUCAUUUACUGAUAAAAUGUAGGAGAGAGCCUCUCAAUUUUACAUAGUGAGUUGAAAGAGCAACGGAAGCUUGUUCGCAGUUUGAAAAAAAAGAUCUCUGUGGUCUAAAAGUUUGGAGGAGAUCAUGGAGAAGCUUGUAGACAUUGUAAUCUAUUUGCACCAAGCUAUUCUGGAAGCAUUUGGAACUACUGGUAUGAGGGCAAGUCAGUAUGGAUAUUCUACAUGUGCUAGGAAGUUCAUAAUAUAUUAGCAUAAAGUGAUGCUUUCAGUUACUUCAGAAAUCGUGCUAUCAACAAAUCUUUUCUGUUUCUGGAUUGGAAUGCCUAAAAAUGAUGUAGAGUUCUGAUUUGUGAAGAACUUACUGAUUACAAACUGCUGAACAGUCUCUUUCAUGGGUCAUCAGGUGUCACAUUGGUUGAUGGGGUUGGCAACCAUCAAAGGCUUGGAAAAGCUGGUCUAGCAUUGCAUUAUGCUCACUUGAUCACUCAGAUAGACAACAAUGUAAGAGCAACAAUUAUUUUGUUUGUGAUUAUGCAUGAUGAAAGAGAAAAGGCUCCUCCUUUUGAGAUUCUUUCAACUGAAACUGGUUUGUUGUCAGGCCUCUCGUCCCACAAGUCUUCCUCCUAACACAAGGGAUUCAUUGUACCAAGGGUUGCCACCCACUGUUAAAAUAUCUCUAAGGUCUCGAAUACAGAUGUUCGAAGAGAAGGAAGAGCUUUCAAUAGCUCAAGUAAAGGCUGAAAUGGAAAAGACCCUCCAAUGGCUUGUACUUGUUGCCGCCAACACAACCAAAGCUCACCAAGGUUUCGGUUGGGUCGGAGAAUGGGCAAAUACUGGUAGCGACUACGGGAGAGCCGAUGCAGCCACCCGAGGCAACCUCAUCUGCCUCCAGGCGCUCUACCAUGCCGACAAGGAGACAACUGACCAACACAUCCUCGAGACCGUAGCAUGGCUCCACCGUCUGAUCACCCUAGUCGGACAACGCGACAAUGACCUACGAUCCUCAGGAGGCCAAGCCGGCCAUGUUCCAAAGUCAGCCACUUUCCGAGGACAGGAUCUCCACUCGAAGAUGCAGCGAAUCGCGUCCCUGAACGAAGCUCGAAACUAUCACCACGGCAGCCACAUCCCAAGAAUCUCUGCGGAGAACAGAGACUUGCUAGACAAGGUAGGCCGGAGGAGGAGGCUGAUCCCAGGGAUAAGCAAGAGCCAGGAGCUCUCCAAGAAGAGCAGCGGGAGGGUUUGGGCUGCUCUGAGCAGGACGAAGAGCACCGGGAACUCACCCCUAAGGGAAAUGGGGAGGAGGAGGAAGUUUGUCCAGCAUCAAAGAGGGAAUCUGUUGGAUAUUUUGGAUGGGUUGGAUUCCAUGUAGACAACAGAAUUGGGUUUGUAGGGUUGGGGGGAAAGAAUCAAGCUUGGGUUAUGAUUAUAUUUUUUGUUGUGUAAAUAUAAGGAUCUAGGGUCCAUAAUUGUAUCUUAUCAACCAAUCAGGAAUGUUUUUUCUCUGUGAGGAGAUUGUAUCUGACGGAUGGAAAAAAUACCACAUCGGAAGGUUGCUGGGAAAGGGAGUCGACGGUAAGGCUAUAAAAUGGGAAGAGGAA